This is a messenger RNA of Xenia sp. Carnegie-2017, 1049 nucleotides long. RefSeq names its product serine/threonine-protein kinase 19-like. Lineage: Eukaryota; Metazoa; Cnidaria; Anthozoa; Malacalcyonacea; Xeniidae. Gene Ontology annotation, molecular function: protein serine/threonine kinase activity. Gene Ontology annotation, biological process: protein phosphorylation; positive regulation of Ras protein signal transduction. Bases 26 to 808 code for a protein of 260 amino acids. The transcript is spliced from 7 exons. The record is from RefSeq and is a predicted model, not a curated record.
ACGUUUGACAUCUUUAUUUAUUUACAUGGCGCUUUCUUCUUCCAACACUGAACUGAUUGAAAAUGAUUUUGUGCCAACGAAACGACGAAAACUUAGUCAUGAAAGGGAUUCGUGUGCUUCAGAAGACCAGGCUAUUAAAGAUGAGUUGCCAAAUGAUACAAUGGCUGCUAUCUUAUACAUAAAGACAGUUUUUCCACAAGAGAAAUUCAAAGGUCUGGUACCAGCCAUAAUACUGAAGCAUCAGAUUUAUUGUGUGGUGAAGGAUAAGACGCUUGUGGAUCGGCAAUUGAACAAGUUGUGGAAAGAUAGAAAAGUACAGAUAUUCAAGUUGAUUUCAGGCUCUGAUGAAUUUGCUGUUGUGUUGAUGGAGGAUUACAUUUCUCAUGUGAAAAUGAAAAGAACUUUGGAGAAUUCUGCCACAAUUCAGUUGUUUGUGAAUAUGGUGCUCACAGAAUGUGUUGAUGUCUGUAUUGAUACAAACACAUUAUUGAAAAAGCACAACAUAAAGGAGAAAGAUAUUACGCUGUUGAUAAAAUAUGGCCUUCUGCAAUGUCAGGAUAUUGGUUGCUGGUGGUUGGGUGUCCCAGGAGCUGGUGUUUUUAUGAAACAAUUUAUAACUGGACGCGAGAGUAUCUUGCGAUACAUAAAAAAACGAAAAUUUAAGGAAAUUCUACAUCAGGAUUUAGAAAAGUACAAAUUGAAAUCAAAGCUGGGCGUGCAAUAUCAUAUUUAUGAUAUUGUUGGAGCAGAAAUGGUUCAAAGCAUUGAAACGACAUCAGGUCCGUUACUAAGACUAGAGAAAUCAUAAAUUCAACUUAAGUUUAAUGAAAACAUGGAUAUUAUCGACUAAAGGAAAAAGCCCUAUGCAGUAGCGGACGAAAUGGAAAGUGUGACGUUUGAGGAUGAAGCUAUUUUAUUUGAUAAACUUGCUUUUGAAGAAACUCUGCAGCUUGCUUUAUCUGACGAUUUUCAUUAAACUGGAUAGACUUGAAACACGCGACCUUUUUUGACCAAUAACAAGUUUUUCAUUAAACUGGGUAGACUUGAAA